Molecule: messenger RNA, 1587 nt
Organism: Sodiomyces alkalinus F11
Lineage: Eukaryota; Fungi; Ascomycota; Sordariomycetes; Glomerellales; Plectosphaerellaceae
Product: TLD-domain-containing protein
Exons: 2
Coding region: 361-1515 (384 amino acids)
Biological process (GO): response to oxidative stress
Cellular component (GO): nucleus
Source: RefSeq, a predicted model, not a curated record
CCGCGCCCAAUUCGGUUUAUCAGAAUUUUGGAGAAGCCGAUCAAUCUCACCGCUCCAUCGACUUUUCUUGAAUACAUGCAUAGAGCCUGGCAUUCUUGACGAUAUUUACCACUCUACCAAUAUAUUGCCCUCAAUCACCACUUGCGCCGACAUCCUCUCGGUUCUCAGCUAUAUUACUCUCACACGAAUCUAGCCGCCCUUCAAAAUCGGGGCCUAAAUUUCGUCAUCACUUGACGGUUAUUCAUAUCUUUUCCGUCGAGUAUCAGCUACGUCCGUGGACACAACCCCCCCGGAUCGCAAUCGACUCAGUGUCAGUAAUAAGAAUUAUACCGACAUCAAAGAUCCUUGGCGAAAGCAAUCAUGGCCUUCCAUCAAAGCUUCUCUUCGGAAAACCGCACUUCCUCCGCUCCUUCCUCCGGCACCCAGACGCCCGUCCACACCUCUCAUAGCCCAUCCAUGUCCUCCUCGAUGAUUUCGUCCAUGUGGACCGGCCUCGUACGACACUUCACCAUCGACGGUUCUGGUGACAUGUCCCCCAGUCGCCAACCACCUCCAAGUCGCAGCCGCGGUGGUUCCGGUGGUCCUCCGCACCUAGCCCACAGUUCCACUGAGCCGACGCACCAGAAGGCCAAAGACGGCAUAAAUGAUGUCUUCGUCCCAAGUCACCUUCGUCGCACCGCCAGCCCUUUCCGCCCGCCUCCACUCGACCCCAUUCUCCUUCAUGGCUACAAGGAGAGCACUUCACCUAGUGCUCGUCUACUCACAACCAACGUGGCAGAAGAGAUUCGCAUCAUGCUACCUGAGCGCCUGCGCAUCGUCGAGGACUGGAAGCUCAUAUACAGCCUCGAGCAAGACGGCGCGAGCUUGAACACGCUGUAUCAGAAAGCAGCCAUGGUCCAUGGCCAACGGGUGGGAUUCGUGCUCGUUGUAAGAGACGAAGCUGGCGGGACUUUCGGUGGCUAUCUCUCCGAGUAUCCUCGUCCCACCCCCGGCUACUUCGGUAACGGCGAAUGUUUCCUUUGGCGUGUGUCCACUCUGGCCGGCCUCCCGCCCCCUCCUUCGGCCGAUACAACAAACAUCAACAUCUCGCGCUCGACCACGAUAUCGAAUCCUACCCCCUCUACCGUCGCGAAUACCGAAUCCUCACAAACUUCUGCGCCUCCCGACCUCCUGACCGACGCUCCGUCCGGGGCCCCGACAGAAGCAGCCUCGCAGUAUGCCGGGAUGCUGGUCUCGCCGGCAGAGGGCCCGAAGCGCGCGGUCUCCUCGGCCGUCUCCGAAUCCCUCCGCUUCAAAGCCUUCCCUUACUCCGGCGUAAACGAAUACUACAUCAACUGCGAAACCGGCUUCCUGAGCAUGGGUGCUGGAGACGGGCACUAUGGCCUGUGGCUUGACGACUCCCUAUACCGCGGCCGCAGCGGCCGCAGUCAGACGUUCGGAAACGAGCCGCUGAGUGACGAGGGAGAAAAGUUCGGGAUCCUUGGUGUUGAGCUUUGGGUUCUCGGGGCGAUUUGAUUUAUUGUCGUCGUCUUCAACUCUACCACCCCCCCAGAUGAAAGGAAACCCCUCUCCGAAACGCCCAAUUUA